AUGUCUGAAGGCCCCUCAGUGGAUAUAACAGCAGAGGAGGAAAGCGUCUUUCUUUUCUACCAUAAACUAAAAAUGUUCGAGAUAUGCGAGUCAAUGAAAAUUCCAAUCCAUGUACAAAGCACAGUGAUUGUGUACUUCAAAGUACUAUUCUUAAAAAAGCGAGUAUUUCACUACGAUAUGAACAACUUGGUCAUGGCUUGUAUACUUCUAGCAAUGAAGGUAGAGAAUAUAAAUAUUACAACUAUGCAGAUAAAGGAGGUAGUCCCUGGUGUAGACGAAAGAUUACUUGCUGAGUACGAAUUGGAAAUAUGCAAUGCACUGAAGUUCAAUUUGCAUGUUCCUUCACCCCACUUAAGGCUAAUUGGUCUUUUUCUGCUGCUGCGCAAUAAAGAGAGUGUUCAGACGGUUAUGACUGGAUCAGUGCAGACUCAGGAUAUUGUCUCGCCUGAUGCAAAUAUAGAUUGGGACACAUCUGCGGAAAAUCUUAAAACACUCAUGCUAUUGGAUAAUUAUCACACACUAGAUCUAACACAGGUAGCCAUUGCAUCACUCCCUGUGCCACCCACUGAGCUGGAGGGCUUCUUUAUGCUGGACACCCUUGAGGCAGCUGGGCACCUGAAGAAGCAAAUGAAACGAAAGAAAUCUCCAUCUAAGGUGCAGAUUAACACGAUCAAAGAAAAGAUAAAGGCAAUUCAAGCCAGAUAUAAAAUAGUGCAACCAAUGGAGGGCUGA
Nematocida ausubeli is the source of this 732-nucleotide messenger RNA. RefSeq lists its product as uncharacterized. The coding region runs from base 1 to 732 and encodes 243 amino acids. Lineage: Eukaryota; Fungi; Microsporidia. The record is from RefSeq and is a predicted model, not a curated record. The transcript has a single exon.